Messenger RNA from Zeugodacus cucurbitae (melon fly), 2141 nucleotides. It is a transcript of the gene Arp8, whose product is annotated as actin-related protein 8. Gene Ontology annotation, biological process: double-strand break repair; regulation of DNA-templated transcription. Gene Ontology annotation, cellular component: Ino80 complex. The transcript is spliced from 3 exons. The record is from RefSeq and is a predicted model, not a curated record. Lineage: Eukaryota; Metazoa; Arthropoda; Insecta; Diptera; Tephritidae. Bases 188 to 1900 code for a protein of 570 amino acids.
GUGUUAACUUCUUCUUCUUCUAAAUUCCAGCUUUUAUCUAUUUCAUGCAUUUUGUAACUACUACCAAAUGAGGGAAUAUAUUAACGGUUAUGAAAAGUUAUCUAAGUAUCUUUACGGAAUGUUGGUAAAAUGAAGGUAAACAAAAAGUAAAAAUUUUCCGGCUAAUAUAUAAACAAAAAGCAAUUAAAUGCAAGCACAACGGAUUAUUAUAAUACACCCUGGAUCGCUUUAUGUCAGAAUAGGAAGAGCCUCAGAUCUUAAUCCUAUCACACUUUUACAUGCAGUAGCCUACCGAAAGCGUGAAUCUACAUCUGCUCAAGGACAUAAAGAUGCGUUACUCCCACACGUGCAAGGUUCAGCAGAAACUCUUGCCGAGUUUGAAGAACAAAGGCUUCAAGUUUCGCAUUCAAUACAAUCGUAUGCACCACUUCAAGAAACUUAUGAACGCAGUGCCAAACGUCUGCGAGUUGCCACGCCACCACAACAAAUCGCAACUUUCAACAGGCGAAGUGUUCCAGAGGAUCUUCCGAUUCUAGACGACAACAUUUGCAAUGAUAACAAUGAAAAUAUUGUGAAACUUGAAAUGCUCUUUGACAAGGAUAUUUUAGAGUUAAACGAAAAAGAAGCUAGUGCUUAUGACAUUCAUUUUCCAAUGAGGCGUGGUGAAUUAAAUCUGCAUAAAAGUGUGGGUGGCUCUACUGCAGCAAUCAUAUCUAGCAUGGAAAAGAUUUGGUUGUAUGCAUUGAAAAAUCAUUUAAAUAUUGCGGCAGAUGCAUUACCACAUUAUAGUGCUGUGUUGGUUGUAUCGGACAUCUAUAAUCGUAGUCAGCUACGAGAAUUAACAACAUUAUUAUUACAACGAUUAAGAUUUCGUUCUUGUUUUUUAUUACAAGAUCAUGUUGCGGCCACUUUUGGGGCUGGUUUAAGUUAUGCCUGUGUUGUAGAUAUUGGGGAUCAAAAAUGUUCCAUAUCUUGUGUGGAGGAUGGUAUUAGUCAUCCAGAAACACGUGUUCGACUUUCUUAUGGUGGUGGUGAUGUAACACAAGUAUUUUUAAACCUUCUACGCAAGUGUAGCUUCCCUUACAAAGAAUGUGAUGUUGAAAAGGGCUAUGCAGACGCAACAUUAAUAAUGCAUUUGAAAGAACGCUUUUGUCAUCUUACAUUAGACGUGUGUGGAGCGCAGGAGCGGUGUUUUGAGGUAAAGAAAGGAAAUAAACGAUUACGAUACACUCUUCAAAUAGGUGACGAAUGUGUUGUGGCGCCACUGUGCCUUUUUCAUACAGAACUACUUAAUAUUACUGGUAAAACAAAACAAGCUAAAGUCCAGUUGCGUAGUAGCCAACAACCGGAUCCGGAAGAUUGCUUUGAUGCGGAAUAUAUACGGGAAACAGGACGACGAAAUGGAGUACGAGAUCAAUUACUUGAAGGAUCGAUACCAGUGACAGGUGAAGUGACCGAAGAAGAUUUAGUGGUAGACGAUGUGGUAGACCGUGACACCAAUAAUAAAACUAGUGAUAAAGAUGAACUUUUGUACAUCGUAAACGGACAAAUUAUGCCCAUUGAUCAGGCUAUAGUGCGUAGUAUUGAACGCUGCUCCACGGAAGAGAUUAAGCGCAAAAUGUAUAGUUGUAUAUUGCUUGUUGGAGGAAGCACGAAAUUUUCGGGUUUCUCAAAAUGGCUAGAACAACGUGUUAUGCUCCAAUUGGCGGCCACUUCAACGUCAUACUCUGCAUUUGAAGUUAAUGCAUUCAGUAGAGAGAUGGAUGCAGGUAUGAUAGCUUGGAAGGGAGCGGCUAUAAUGUCUUGUUUGGAGAGUGCGCCUGAGCUAUGGAUAUAUUCCAAUGAAUGGGAGAAGUAUGGUUUACGAAUAUUGCGCGAAAAAGCACCGUUUAUAUGGUAAUUGAUAUUUAUUUUUUUAUGGUGUUAAAAACCUUAACCUAAAAAAGCAACAAUUGAUUCAGUUCUAUAACAAUGGUACUGCUUAUAGGAAUGUUCACAUACAAAUAAAAUCUGAUGAUAUUUAUCACUUUAAAAAACAAAUUGAUUAUUAGUAUUUACAAAUUUAAAACAGCAUUACUACAACAAGAAAUAUUAAUAUUUACAAAAAAAUAUAUAUAUCAAUUUCAAGAAUGGGAGUUCAU